Molecule: messenger RNA, 2313 nt
Organism: Pseudozyma flocculosa PF-1
Lineage: Eukaryota; Fungi; Basidiomycota; Ustilaginomycetes; Ustilaginales; Ustilaginaceae
Exons: 5
Coding region: 1-2313 (770 amino acids)
Biological process (GO): vesicle-mediated transport; intracellular protein transport
Cellular component (GO): membrane coat
Molecular function (GO): clathrin binding
Source: RefSeq, a predicted model, not a curated record
AUGAGCCGCCCACGCUUCUUCAACGGGCCUCGCAAGGGCGAAAACUUUGAGCUCCGGGCCGACCUCAACUCCGAGUACAGGGAUCGCCGCAAGGAUGCCAUCAAGCGCGUCAUUGCCAACAUGACCGUCGGCAAGGACGUCUCCGGCCUCUUUCCAGACGUGCUCAAAAACAUGCAGACAGAGGACAUCGAGCAGAAGAAGCUCGUCUACCUCUACCUCAUGAACUACGCAAAGACUCAGCCCGAGCUCGUCAUCCUCGCCGUAAACACCUUUGUCAAGGACACCGAGGACGCCAACCCGCUGAUCCGAGCGUUGGCCAUCAGGACCAUGGGCUGCCUGCGCGCGGAAAAGAUCAUCGACUACCUCUCCGACCCGCUCGAAAAGGGCCUCCGCGACGACAACCCCUACGUGCGCAAGACGGCCGCCAUCUGCGUCGCCAAGCUCUACGACCUCAAGCCCGAGCUCGCCGUCGACCGCGGCUUUGUCGGGCUGCUCAAGGACAUGGUCGGCGACAGCAACCCGAUGGUCGUCGCCAACGCCGUCACCGCCCUCACCGACAUCCACCAGACCGCGCUCGAGACGGAUCCAUCGGGCAGCUCGGCCAUCUUUGUCAUCGACUCCGACGUCCUCACCAAGCUCCUCAUCGCGCUCAACGAGUGCACCGAGUGGGGCCGGAUCGCCAUCCUCAACUCGCUCGCCCGCUACAAGAGCCGGGACGAAAAGGAGGCCGAGCACAUCUGCGAGCGCGUCAUGCCCCAGUUCCAGCACGCCAACGGCAGCGUCGUCCUUGGCGCCGUCAAGGUCAUCAUGAUCCACAUGGCCAAGGUGCGCAAGGACGACUUUGUCAAGCAGCUCGUCCGCAAGAUGGCGCCGCCCCUCGUCACCCUCAUCUCGUCGGCGCCCGAGGUGCAGUGGGUCGCCCUCCGCAACAUCAACCUCGUCCUCCAGAAGCGGCCCGACAUUCUCUCGAGCGAGCUGCGCGUCUUCUUCUGCAAGUACAACGACCCUUCGUAUGUCAAGCUCGAGAAGCUCGAGAUCAUGAUGAAGCUCGCAAACGAGCGCAACGUCGACAUGCUCCUCAGCGAGCUCAAGGAGUACGCCUCGGAAGUCGACGUCGACUUUGUCCGCCGGGCGGUGCGGGCGAUUGGUCAGUGUGCCAUCAAGAUUGACGCCGCCGCGGAGCGAUGCGUCCACGUGCUGCUCGACCUGAUCGCCACGCGCGUCAGCUACGUGGUCCAGGAGGCCGUCGUGGUGAUCAAGGACAUCUUCCGCAAGUACCCAUCCAACUACGAGGGCAUCAUCCCGACGCUAUGCUCCAACCUCGAGGACCUCGACGAGCCCGAGGCCAAGGCGUCGCUCAUCUGGAUCCUGGGCGAGUACGCCGAAAAGAUCUCCAACUCGGAGGAGCUGCUUGCCCUCUUCCUCGACAACUUCACCGAGGAGCCGUACCAGGUCCAGUUCCAGACGCUGACGGCCAUCGUCAAGCUCUUUCUCAAGAAGCCCGACGGCCAGGCGCAGACCAUCGUCCAGCAGGUGCUCGAAAAGGCGACGAAAGAGUGCGAGAGCCCGGAUAUCCGGGACCGGGCGUUUAUCUACUGGCGGCUGCUGUCGAGCUCGGACUCGAAUGCCGGAAAGUCGGUCAUCCUUGCGCAAAGACCGCCAAUCUCGAUCCCGCUGACAAGCGUCCCGCCAGCGCUGCUCGACGAGCUCAUCUCGGACCUAUCGUCGCUGGCAUCGGCCUACCACAAGCCGGAGUCGACCUUUAUCGGGCGCGGGCGUCUCGGUGCGGACGGCAUCAAGGCGCGGGCAGACGCCGAGGACGACAUCACGCGCGAAAAGGCGCUGGCGACGGUGGUCCAGGGACAGAAGAGCGAAAACCUGCUCGACUUUGGCGACGACGACGAGGCCUUGCCUGCGGCGACGGGGGCGGGAGCGGCGAGCGGUGCCGGUGCGCUCGGCGGGCUCGACGACCUCAUGAUGGGCGCGAGCAUCUCUGGCAGCGGCGGGUCGGCGGCGACGAGACCGGGCGCGGCGGCAUCAGCAGGGGCCGGACAGCUCAACGACCUGCUCGGCCUGUUCGACUCUGCACCUGGCGCCGAGGUGCCCGGGGCGCAGUCGGGCGUCGAGGCGCUCGGCUCGCUACCCGUCAUGUCGGCGACGGCAGCCUCUCCGCUCAGCGGCGGCGGCGGCUUCGCAUCGCCGGGCAUCUUCUCUCCCAACCCGACAGGGACCGCCGCCAACGGAUCCGGCAACGCCAAACCGCCUGCGACAGCACCACCACAGCAGAACGACGACCUGCUGGGCCUGUUUUAG